Molecule: messenger RNA, 608 nt
Organism: Meriones unguiculatus (Mongolian gerbil)
Lineage: Eukaryota; Metazoa; Chordata; Mammalia; Rodentia; Muridae
Product: hemoglobin subunit epsilon-Y2
Exons: 3
Coding region: 51-494 (147 amino acids)
Biological process (GO): oxygen transport; hydrogen peroxide catabolic process
Cellular component (GO): blood microparticle; hemoglobin complex; haptoglobin-hemoglobin complex
Molecular function (GO): oxygen binding; organic acid binding; hemoglobin alpha binding
Source: RefSeq, a predicted model, not a curated record
CUUGCUUCUGACACUCCUGUGAUCACGAGCAAGCUCCCAGACCUGACACCAUGGUGAACUUUACUGCUGAGGAAAAGGCUCUCAUCAAUGGCCUAUGGAGUAAGGUGAAUGUUGAAGAUGUUGGUGGUGAAGCCUUGGGAAGGCUUCUUGUUGUAUACCCAUGGACCCAGAGAUUCUUUGACAGCUUUGGGAACUUGUCCUCUGCCUCUGCCAUAAUGGGCAACCCGAGGGUCAGAGCCCAUGGUAAGAAAGUGAUGACUUCUUUUGGAGAGUCCAUUAAGAACCUAGACAACCUCAAGCCUGCCCUGGCUAAGCUCAGUGAGCUGCACUGUGACAAGCUCCACGUGGAUCCUGAGAACUUCAAGCUCUUGGGUAAUGUGCUGGUGAUUGUUCUGGCUAGUCACUUCGGCAAGGAAUUCACCCCGGAAGUGCAGGCUGCCUGGCAGAAGCUGGUGGCUGCUGUGGCCACUGCUCUGUCCCUCAAGUACCACUGAGCCCUCUCGCUGUCCAGCAAUCCUGUGUGUCCCCUCUGCUCCCUUGCCACACAUGUGUUCUGGACUGAUCCUUGAUAGCACAAAAUGUUUAAUAAAGAUUAUUCUUCCCAGUAA